GUCCGGACUGCAGAGAUUUAGCAGCUCGGUGGGAGAAGAAGAAGAAGGAGGAGGAGGAGAGAAAGAAGAGUCGUUUUUCGGACCUGGUUAUGUUGUAAUAUGUUUUUUCCCCCCAUCUCUGGUUGCUGGAAACUUUUUUAAAAACAACCGACGUUUAUUUUGAUUUUUUAAAAAGUGUUUUUGUCGAUAUUUUGGGAUGAACAAUGGACCGAGAGGAGGUGUUGUAACGCAGUAACGUCACCCAGCAGAUUCGGUCUGUUCCGUCAACAGUUUUGUUUGUCGUAAAAUAUGUCCGCGAGCUCGCGCACCGCCUCGUGAGCGCGUUAUCGGUGUGUUUAGUUCUGGUUAAAUAUCGGUGUUGAAGGAUGAACGGGAAGUCGGCGAACGGUGCGGCGAGCGGAGCUCCGGCCUGUAUCGAGGGUCUGCCGCCGCUGCCCAAGAGCCUGAGCGGCCUGCUGAACUCGAGCGGCGGAUCGUGGAGAGAGAUCGAGAGGAUGCACGCCAAGAAGGCCAUGAUCCAGGACGACCUGCGGAGAGGAGCGGCUCCGGUGGACCGGGCCCUCGCCACCAAACCGGCCAACCUGGACGCGGCGCUCGCGCUGCUCCGGAAAGAGAUGGUGGGUUUACGUCAGCAGGACAUGUCCCUCCUGUGCCAGCUCUGGUCCCUGCACGAGUCCAUCCAGGAGUACAAGGGCAGCUGUCAGGAGGCGGGGCCAGGGACCGACGCCAUGGACAACGGCUUCUUCGACGAGGACGACGAGUUCUACACAGACUCCGGUGUCACGCCCACCGAAACCCCGGACGAGAGCGAGGCCUCUCCGGCACGCAACGGGACGCCUGAUGACACGUGGCUACACGAUUCGUUACGGAUCGCCACGAGAACCUGAAACCUCUUUUCUCGGGUUUAGAGGCGGAGCUGUGACGCUGCUUCAUUGGGAUUGUUUUGUGUGUGUGUGUGUUUUUUAUCGCCAGCAGACUUUUUUUCUUUCCUAUAGAAAUAUAAACCCAGAUUUAUUUAUUAAUUAUAUAAACAGCAUAUAGCCGGGGUUUUUUUUUUGUUUUUUUUCCUGGACAUUUUAGAAUUUUAUAUAAGGUUGAGGGGCGGAGCUAUAUCUAUAUAUCAAUAUCUAUAGUAUUCACGUUUUAUGCUACAAAUUGUGUAUCGAGGCUCUUGGUAUUAUUUUUUUUUUUUUUUUGCAGGCUGAACUUCUGUUCAAAAAAUCCAGCAGACCUUCCGGAUUAAAAAAAAAAAUCCGGGUCUUGAGACGAUAUGAUUAAAUUACGAUGCUGGAAAGAGGAAACCCUUCCUACGUUCGUUACAUCCGUUCAUUUUUUACAGAAUCCGUUAUUUUUUUUUACCCCUGAUCCAUUACGUCCAGGCUUCGGUCUGGUCGAUGGAGGACUCUGGAGGAAGGACCUGAACUCGGAGCCUUCGCCGUUUGGGUAAAGUGUGUGUGUGUGUGUGUGUGUGUGUGUAUAUAUAUAUAUAUAUAUAUAUAUAUAUAUAUAAAAUAACUCCAGGUGUUACGCUUCUCCUCCUCCCCCCAUCCACCAUGAGGAACCUACGCCAUCAGGCGCCUUGGAAACCAAUCAGACUCGGUUUGACUCGCUUAGCUCACGUGAAAUUACACAAUCUUUCCGAAAAUAUUCCAUAGCAGGCGAUUAUUAUUGCUACUAUUAACCAAACGUAUGCAUAUUAAUAAGGGUGCUAGCGUGAAGUCUUCCAGCUCGUGUAUUUAGUGCAUGACGCCUUAAUCACAUCACCGACGAUCAUGAACAUGCCAACCAAAGACCAGCGCCAUGUUUAUAACGCAGCAUGGGUUUGUUUAUUCGCCUUUAUAACAGAGCUGGGCGAUAAACCAUGCUUCCAUUAACCAUUAUUUAAUGAUAAAUCAGAUGUUCAGUAUUGAGACCCGAUCGUUAUUAAGGGUUUAUUACUAAGAGCAGAUGCACGAGGCAAAAAAUAAAAAUGUUAUUAAUCCAUUUUUAUUCAUUUCAAUUGAAUCACGCUUUUAUUGAAGAUAUCUUAUCAACAUAAACAAUAAGAAAUCCGUGUAGAGGAAUCCGCUGUUUAUUUACAAAGGUGUUGUUUUAAUCCCGCCCCUUCUCUGCGUUCAUUGGCUGCCAGGCUUUACCAGCCAUUAACCAAUCAGAAUAGUUUCUGCUCUAGCGCUGGCGGGAUUUUUUUGAGAGCGUGUACAUAUCUAUAAAAGGCGACUUUAGUCCCGCGUCUUCUUUGCCUUCAUUGGCUGCCAGGCUUUACCAGCCAUUAACCAAUCAGAAUAGUUUCUGCUCUAGCGCUGGCGGGAUUUUUUUUGAGAGCGUGUACAUAUCUAUAAACGGCGACUUUAGUCCCGCCUCUUCUUUGCCUAUAUUGGCUGCCAGGCUUUACCAGCCAUUAACCAAUCAGAAUAGUUUCUGCUCUAGCGCUGGAGGGGAUGUUUCGAGAGCGUAUAUCUAUAGACGGCGACUUUAGUCCCGCCUCUUCUUUGCGUUCAUUGGCUGCCAAGUUUAGCCAAUAUCCAAUCAGAAUGCUUGCUGCUCCGUGGACGCGUUUAAAUGGAAAAAAUAAUAAUAUUAAAGUUAUUAUUAUGGUUUUUCUUUUCGCCCAGCUCUAUCAAUAUAAAGUAUUGCUCAUGUUGGUGAGAUUUAAUUCAGUGUGUAAUUCUGUGUGUAAAACGUUUUCGAGCAGGCGUGUGCUGAUAAAACGCUUUAAAACAUUUUUGUUGUUAUUAUUAGUUUAUAACGUGGUUUAAAGUAUUUUUCUGUAUUAUUGCGUAUCAUUUUGUUCGGUUUACGUUUCUCUUUCUUUAUUUUCUUUUUUGUUUCACCAAAAAAAAAAGUUUUUAAUGGAAGAUAAUAAUACGCCUAAAAUGUCAAACAAGUACAGUAUCUGAUUCGUAUCUAGAGAAAAAAGGAAGGUGAAAAAGUAGCAUCCUUUCAUCAAUACAGUGAAAUUACAGAUUUGUUUUAUUUAUUUAUUUAUUUGGAACACACUGUUUCAAUCAUAUCACCCUAUAAAUAAAUAAAAAAAUAAAUAAAUAAGGCAAGAAGCUGGCAUAAUUUUCUUUUCUUUUUUUUUCUGAAAAAGUUGAAUGUUUCCGAUUCGAUAAAUUCUUUUAUUUUAUUCUCUCCUUUUUAAGCGUAAAGUAUUUCUUUUCUAUAAUAAAGUAAUGUUUCAUUGCUAUUUAAUUUUUUUUUUAUUAUAAUAUAAAAAAAAAAGUAAACAAAUUAGAUUUUAAAAAAAGAAGAGUGCUAGCAUCAUUUUAAUCAUUUUUUCCCUCCUUUAGAAUGUAUACAUAUAUGAAUAUUUUUUCAGAUUUAAUUUUGAGAAAAGUUCUUUUACUCAAAUAUUUACCCGACAUUUUGUUAUCUUUCUUUCUUUCUUUCUUUCUUUCUUUCUUUUCGUUUGUUUUUUGUGUUAAAAAAAAAAAAUAGAAAAAUGAGACGCAAAAAAUAAUAAAGUUUAAAGAAACCUUUUUUGGUUAAUGCUAAAAUACGAAGAAGAAAAUAUUCUCAGAUUUGAGUAGCGUUUAUCAGCACAUGCCUGACUUGCGUAAACACACAGGAGGUUUUUGUAUGGAAUGAUUUGAUCAUUAUCAUCACACAGUGUCACUGUUUUACUUCUUGACCUCUGGACCGGUCUCACAGACUGAUCACGUAUCGUAGCACUUCACCGAUCAGCACGGAUCACUUAUAGUGCCUUUUCUCCAGGGCCUGGUGUCAACCCCAGGCUCUUCUCCUAAAGCUUUCGGAUUUUCAGAUGUCAGGAAUCGUCAGAAAUUUCUCCUGGAUCGGAUCGUAUGGAGAUGUACGACGUCUUCCAGCAUCUCUGGCUGGAUCCAAGCUUUCUGUUGCUCGUGGUUUUAUCUGUUAUUUGAACCUCAGUAGAGACUGAAGGAGGAAAUAAAACACUUCUCAAGAGGAAAGCUCACAGAAUGACCUCAGUACUGGACAUUUAGUGGAAAUGUUUGGGGUUUUUUAAAAAAAUGCUUUUUAUUUCAAACUUGUGUCAUUAUUAUUAUUAUUAUUAUUAAAGCAGCAAUUUAUAUCACA
Hemibagrus wyckioides is the source of this 4056-nucleotide messenger RNA. It is a transcript of the gene fam89a, whose product is annotated as family with sequence similarity 89 member A. Bases 366 to 887 code for a protein of 173 amino acids. The record is from RefSeq and is a predicted model, not a curated record. The transcript is spliced from 2 exons. NCBI's taxonomy places the organism in Eukaryota, Metazoa, Chordata, Actinopteri, Siluriformes, Bagridae.